AUGUCGCUCGAUACGUCCUCCGGAAGGAGGACCGAUCUUCUCUUUCCAACGGCACAGGGCACUGCCGACGUCAACGACCACUUCGUCAGCAGCAGAGGCAACAGCAUCUCCAUCAACGAGAGGCGAUCCCAGAACCUCGCGUCCGAUUCUGCCGCGGACGUUACUGCACAGCCGACUUCGGACUCACCGACGCCGACCGCAAGUGCUCGCACAAGCGUUUCUGUCGCGUCGGCCGCGCCCAUCCGACGGAAGCCAGUCGCCAGCAGCUCAUCUGUCAACUCGUCGGUCAACUCGGUGUCUCUACCGACCAUUGUUGACCGCACUGCUUCGAGACCCCCGCCGCACUUCACGCCGGAGUCUGAGCCUGCGGCUCAUCCCGACAGCGAGAGCGGUCUCGACCUGUUUGACGAGUACGACCAGUACAGCCAAUACGGCGACGACGCCUACCACGAGCAGGACUCGCAGGAACAGCCGCAACCGCAACCGCAACCGCAACCGCAACCGCAACCGCAUCCGGACCCUGAUCCUCAGCAGUUCGCCUUUGAUCUGGAGAGCGCGCUCGACAUUGACAUUGACGACUUCUUACCCCGCCCCGACCAGCGCUUUACCCGCUCCGGCUCUGUCGACAGCCCAACGCUCUACGAGUUCCCCAAGACCCCGGCGCUCUUUGCUGCUGGCUCCUCUGCUUCGGCUGCGCCCGCUUCGUUGACACCAUCUUCGCUUUCAAAGUCGUCUCUGCACUCGCACGUCUCGUCCUCGUCUUCCGACAAGACUGUUGAAGGCGUCUUUGGGAACAUUGGGCUCGGACACGAGCAAGACGUCGAAGACGGCAUUGUUGAAGAGAACGAAGAUAUCUUCCGAGACGACAAAGAGAGCGCCAAGGUCAAAGACGGAAACAAAGAAUCCUUUGCCGUCGCUCUAGACUUUCAAAGUACCGAUUUUCAGGAAUCCCGGGCAAUCCAGGAAUCCCGCGAAUUCAAAGGUUCUGAGACUGGAUUUCAGAGUGCUGCUGCAGGAAUCGUGCCGUCUCGAAACAGCUCGGCCACCACCCCUGCAGCCCCUCAAACAGACCCAACCACUGUUUCGUCGCAACGUGAACAGGAGUUAACCACUGCAACCACUGUAACCUUGGGUAGCAGCGAUCACAUCCGCACGGAACAGUUGUUUUCUGAGCGUGAAAGCAGCAAAACGAGCGGCGAUUCCAAGAGAGAGUCCCUGCAAGAGUCCGAGUCUCCCGUGCAAGACCGCGAGGCCAGCUACGAUAUAACACAGCGCAACUCUACCAUGUCCCUCUUCACACGCAAGACUAGUCCACCACAUCUACGUCUCGGCUCCAUCAGCAACACAAAUCCCAACGGCAACAGCAACCACACCACACUCAACGACAAAGAAGACAACGCACAAAGAUCAGUGUCACCCGACGACCGAAAUUCACUCUACUCGGUCUACGACGACGAAGAACUGCAAGACAAAAACAUCCCCAUUGCUCUCCCCACCAUUUCUACAUCCGUCGUCAACGUCGUCAACGUCGACAACAACACCUCUCCGAAGACCGGCAACAGUGAAACCAUCACCACCAUUGUCACCAACAAUCACGUCAACGACGUCGACAGCCCCAAUACUCUGAAACCAAACAACAAAUCCCCCAGCUCUGCCUUCAAGCUUGGCAAUUUCUUCGGCUGGCCUUCUGCGUCGCCGUCCACCACCGAAUUCUCGGACCAGAGCUACUCGCCUCUGCCGUCCCCGUCUUCGCUGCAGCCCCCGCCCAGCACUACCUUUACCCAUGCAUCAACGCUGUCCACGCCCGGAACCAACUCACCUUCCCAAGCACAGGACGGCUUCACCGCAUUUGGCAGCACCCACACAAACACCAACAAGAACAGAAACUUGCUCGGUAUCAUUGCCCCCGCAAAAACGAAUUCUGCCGCGACCACGACCGGCGUCGAGUCUUCGGCAUACUACGAGGACUACCUGCAGAACCUGCAGACACCCCCCAUCUUGACCCCUGGGGCGCGUACUACCGCAUCACCUGCAUCCUCCACCCUCUCCCCCCACUCCCUGGCCCAGCAGCAAGAGCAGUUUGGGCAAAUCGAAGAGAUGGAGGACGAGCUCAAGGCCAUCAGCGCCGAGCUGGCCGCGUCCAUCCGGCGUGAGAUGGACCUCGAAGACCUCGUUGACAGGUUACAAACAGAAGUCAACAACCCACAACCCACAGGCAGCAAGCGCACCAGCGACUACUUUUCCGACUCGGGCGCCAUUUCCUCCAAGUUUGGCGACUACGAUGCCGCCAAGGAGGAGAUUGCGCAGGUGCAGCGCCGCGCCGAGCAGGAAAAGGCCCAGAUCCGCCUCGAGCUCACCGAGAAGCUGACCGAUGAGCGGUCCCGCCGCCGCGGGCUCGACCAGCAGAUCAAGGAGCUCAGCGAGCGCGCAUCGGGCCUGGAUAUGGACGUGCGCAACAACAACGACGCUAGCGGCCGCGUCAAGCAACUCGAAAGCACGUGCGAAGACCUGCGCCGCCGCCUCUCCGAGGAGCGCGGUGUCAAGGAGAACUUUGAGGAUCUCCUGUCGGCUAUGAAGACGGAGCUGCAAAACGCCUCCAACGAGCGCGACAACCUCCGCGACGAAGUCGUCCCGCAGCUGCGGGCCCGCGUCGAGGGCCUCGAGUCGCAGGCGGCGGAGCACGCGCGCCAGAUAUACGAGACCACCAAGAUGCAACAGGAGCUGCAAAGUCUCAAGGACGAGAACUCAGGCCUGCGCUCGGCAGCCGCUUUCAGCGCCGAUGCCGUUGCAUCGGGCGCCGCCAGCCUGUCUAGGUCCAACACCGUCAAGGGCAUGCCGGGCGGACCGCCGUCCAAGUCCGCCACACCAGCCAAUGCCACGACCGAGUCCCGUGAGGCAUUGGCCGAGCGUCUCAAGGACGUUGAGGCCCAGCGUGAUGCUCUGCACAGCGCCCUCAAGAGCCUGCUGGAGCGCCAGGAGUUCCAGAACCGCGAAAACGACAAGAAGAUCCGCGUCCUCGAGCUGGAGCGCCAGCGCCUGCUCACGGCGUCGCCCAAGAAGGCCGGCUACGAGCGCGACGUCGCAGGACUGCGGGACGAGGUCAGCGUCCUGCGGCGGCGGGCCGAGGAGGCGCUUGAGCAGAAGUGGCAGGUGGAGAAGGGCCUGAGUGGCCUCAAGAUGGACCUGGACCGUGCCGAGGACGAGAUUGCCCACCUGCGGACCCUGCUGCAGCAGCACGACAUUCUCCUGCCCUCGAGCAGCUCCAGCCGCAGCGGCUCCAACACGUCCAGUGUCUACGACACCGACGACACCGCCGCCACCAGCAUCGGCAGCCUCCGCGCCGGGCCCGUGACGUCGGCCUCGCUCGAGACUGCAUACAAGAACCUGCAAAAGUCGUACGCGGAGGCACUGGAGCGCAUCCGUGCCUUGGAGUCGUCGAGCGGUGCGCUGGGUUCGGUGAUCCCGUCCGACGAGAAGACCACCCUCGCGCUGCAGCGGCUCGAGCGGUCGCUCUCGUCCACCAUGGCCGAGCGCGAUGCGGCACGCGACGAGGUGGCCACGCACCUGACACGCCUGGCCGACUCGGCCGGCUCGGAGAAGACCAUGCUUGAGAACGAGCGCAGCCUGGCUGGCCAGCUGGACGCCUCGGCGCGCCGGGUCGAAGAGCUCGCGCAGCAGGUGCGCACACAGCUCGAGACCAACGCCAAGCUGCGCGACCGCCUCAGUCAGAUGGUGGCGCGCGGCGAUGCCGACCAGAAGGCGCACAAGAACCGCAUCGCGGCUCUGGAGGCGCGCCUGCGCAGCCUCGAGGAGCAGCUCGUGGCGACGCAGACGGCCGCCGAGGACCGCGUGGCGCGCCACGAGGAGCAGGUCGCGGCGCUCAAGGAAGCGCACAACACGCAGCUGCAGCGCCUGCGCGACGCCUCGGGCGGCAUCCGCGCGUCGUCGCCCAGCCGGUCGCCCGUCACGUCGCCGCGCAUGCUCUCGUCCGCGCAGCUCGGCGGUCUGGGCAGCCUGGGCAGCCUCGGCGGCCCCGGCGGCGCCAUCAAGUCGCCCAUGUCGCCCAUGUUCUCGGUGAACGGCAAGCUGGUGCCACCGCCGGCGGCGUCGUCGUCGCGGCCGAGCAGCCGUGGCAGCGUCAUGAGCGGUGGCGGUGCGAGUGCGUCUGGCACCGCGGCCGCGGCGGCCGCCGCCGAGGAGCAGCAGGCGCAGGUGGCCACGCUCAAGGCGCGCGUCAGCGAGCUGGAGACGGCGCUGUCCAAGGCCGACUCGGAUAUGCAGGAGGUGGUUGGCCGUAUGAACACGGCGCAGAUUGAGGUGAUGCAGCUCCAGGAGGACCUGGAGACGGCCGGCCGUGAGACGCGGCGGCUGCAGCGGCUGCUCGAGACCGAAAAGGUCAAGGGCUUUGAGGAGCGGUUCAAGCUGCUGAGCCGGACGACGACUGCCUAA
Molecule: messenger RNA, 4449 nt
Organism: Sporothrix brasiliensis 5110
Lineage: Eukaryota; Fungi; Ascomycota; Sordariomycetes; Ophiostomatales; Ophiostomataceae
Product: intracellular protein transport-like protein
Exons: 3
Coding region: 1-4449 (1482 amino acids)
Source: RefSeq, a predicted model, not a curated record